This is a messenger RNA of Lepisosteus oculatus (spotted gar), 6755 nucleotides long. RefSeq names its product striatin interacting protein 2 (gene strip2). The record is from RefSeq and is a predicted model, not a curated record. Lineage: Eukaryota; Metazoa; Chordata; Actinopteri; Semionotiformes; Lepisosteidae. Gene Ontology annotation, cellular component: cytosol. Gene Ontology annotation, biological process: cytoskeleton organization.
CAGUGGGACAGCCCGACCAAUCAGCCCAGGGGGGACGGAUUUCCUGAACUCGGAAUCCCCCAGCCAGCUCCAAUGUGACAGAUUCGAGUAACUGGAGGCAGUAGGUGAGCAGCUGUGAGGACAGAGAGGGGCCAGGGACAGAUGCAGGGUGCCGAAAUGGAGGGAUCUAAUAAUAACAGCGGCAAACAGAAGCCCCUUCCGAAAGUGAGAGAACUAUUCAAGAACCAGAGGAAAGAAUCGGAGGGCUCCAUGGAAUCUCCUAACCUGGAGUUUGAAUAUGGGGACUCUGACACCCUUAUGGCUGAACUUUCAGAACUCUACAGUUACACCGAGGAACCUGAGUUCGGUUUGAACAGAGACUGCUUUGAGGAAGAUUUCCGGAGCCAAGUGAAGCAGAAGAAGUGGACAGAACUGGACCUUUCAGAGCAGAAGGCCUAUGUGAUGAGACUCUUGGACGCACUGGAGGUUACAAACCGGGAUAAAAGACUGAAAGUGGCCCGAGCCAUUCUGUACUUGGCACAAGGUGUAUUUGAUGAGUGCGACUCUGAGCUGGAUGUGCUCCACUGGUCUCGACACAACAUAUUCCUCCUGUAUGACAUGGGGACCUUCACUGCGCUGCUGGAGCUGCUCAGCAUGGAAAUAGAUAAUAACCAGGCUUGCAGCAGUGCUGUGAGAAAGCCAGCUAUUUCUCUUGCUGACAGCACAGAGCUCAGGGUUCUGCUGAGUAUCAUGUACCUCAUGGUGGAAAUCAUUCGCUUGGAGACAGAAGAGGAAACCCCAGAGUGGAAAACAGCCAGAGAGACAUUCAGGACAGAACUAGGUUCCCAGUUGUAUAAUGGAGAGCCAUUUGCUCUUCUUCUGUUUACCAUGGUGACCAAGUUUUGCAGCAUGAAUGCUCCACACUUUCCUAUGAAGAAAGUCCUUUUGCUGCUCUGGAAAACUGUCCUGUUCACUCUGGGGGGGUUUGAAGAGCUGCAGGAGCUGAAGGUGAAGCGACGAGAGAAGCUGCAUUUGCCUGCCCUUCCCGAGGACAGCAUUAAGGUGGUGCGCAGCAUGAGGGCCGCCUCACCCCCCGCCUCAGCCAUGGAGCUCAUCGAACAGCAGCAGCAGCAGAGGCGAGGACGACGCAGCCGCAGGAUGGCCUUUACUGAUAGCUUGGAAGGCGACAGUCCCUUUCUCAAGAAACAGCCCCUGGUGAAGCAGGACAGCCUGGACACCUACAAUGAGCGCGACCCCUUCAAGAACGACGAGGCGAGGGACGAGGAGGAGGACAAUGACGACGCGGACAGCGGCAUCGAGGGCGAGGUGGACCCCCUCGACAGAGACGUCAUCAUCCAGCCACCUCCCCCACCACCGCCCCUCCGGCCCCCAACGGAGAGGCUGUCCUUUCCAAAGGGGCUGCCCUGGGCUCCCAAAGUCAGAGAGAAAGACAUCGAACACUUUCUGGAAACGAGCAGAAAUAAAUUCAUCGGCUUCACCCUUGGAAAUGAUACAGAAACAUUGGUUGGUCUGCCAAGACCCAUCCAUGAAAGUGUGAAGACGCUUAAACAGCACAAGUAUGUCUCAAUUGCAGAAGUCCAGAUCAAGAGAGAGGAUGAGCUUCAGCAGUGUCCAAUGACCAUGGGAGAAGAAGAGGUGGAAGAGAUGCCAACUGAAAUUCUGUAUGUGGGAAUGUUAUCCAACCUGUCUCAGUAUGUGAUAGCCCUGCUAAAACUGCUGCUAGCUGCCGCUCCUACCUCAAAGGCCAAGACAGACUCCAUCAAUAUCCUGGCCGACGUCCUACCAGAGGAGAUGCCGGUUACAGUUCUGCAGAGCAUGAAGCUGGGAAUCGAUGUGAACCGACACAAGGAAAUUAUUGUCAAGGCCAUUUCAGCUCUUCUCUUACUGCUUCUAAAGCACUUCAAACUGAACCACAUCUACCAGUUUGAGUAUGUCUCUCAGCACUUGGUGUUUGCCAACUGUAUACCUCUGAUCCUGAAGUUCUUCAACCAGAACAUCAUGUCUUACAUCAGCGCCAAAAACAGCAUCUACAUGCUGGAUUUCCCACACUGCGUUGUGCACGAGCUGCCGGAGCUCACCGCCGAGAGCCUGGAAGCUGGGGACAGCAAUCAGUUCUGCUGGCGGAACCUCUUCUCCUGCAUUAACCUGCUGAGGAUUCUCAACAAGCUGACCAAGUGGAAACACUCCAGAACAAUGAUGCUGGUGGUGUUUAAAUCGGCUCCCAUCCUGAAGCGAGCUUUGAAGGUGAAACAGGCCAUGAUGCAGCUGUACGUCCUGAAGCUUCUCAAGAUCCAGACUAAGUACCUAGGGCGGCAGUGGAGGAAAAGCAAUAUGAAAACCAUGUCAGCCAUCUACCAGAAAGUGCGUCACCGUCUCAAUGAUGACUGGGCCUAUGGCAACGACAUUGAUGCGCGGCCCUGGGAUUUCCAGGCGGAGGAGUGCGCCCUGAGGGAGAGCAUCGAGAAGUUCAACUGCCGGAGGUACGACAAGAACCCCAAUGGCGAGUUCAGCCCCGUGGACAACUGCCUGCAGAGCGUGCUGGGGCAGAGAGUGGAGCUCCCGGAGGACUUCCGCUAUAGCUACGAGAUCUGGCUGGAGAGAGAGGUCUUCUCCCAGCCCAUCCGCUGGGAAGAGCUGCUACAUCCAGAGUAAAGGCCAAAGCAGGCAGCACAUUGUACGGAAGCCAGACGCACUCACGCUACAACACUGCAGAGUGGGCAUACAGCCAGUCUGCAUGCACUACUUUAUGUGCCUACUACUCUUUCAGAUUGUUUUAUUUUAUGGUUUUAGUCUUUGCCUCCCUUUCAAUCAUCAACGUGUGAAGUGGGAAGGUAGUGCAAAAGCAGAAAAGGCCAAAUGUUUUCUAUUUUCCCUCACUCUGGUACUGCCUUGCUUUUUAUGUUUUGCCUAUGUGUUUUUAGCUCAUCAUAUACUCCGAAUUGUCAUAUUUGCCUUUUGAUAAGAGUCCUGGCAAUCAAGAACACAUCCAACAGUUGUUUUAAUACACCUUCCUACCUACAGUUGCUGAAAUGUUACUGAUUUUUCAGUCAGCCAAAGUAUAAAUCAGAUUUUACUAGUAUGUUUAAGUAAGUGUGAGCAUAAACAUUUUUGUUGGUAAACUGCCUUACAUAUUAGUCCUCUCCACAGUUUGCGAGAGCUUUACAUGUAUUUUUGUACCCUAAAACCAAACUGAUUAUUGUUUUUUUUAACGUUUUAGAUGACAAAUUCAAUGCACCUAGUCAUGUUAUCUGAAUCUAUUGAGGUGCAAAAUAACAUUAAUUCACGAUUAUCAGGUGGGUGGCACAAAUGGAAAAAUCACACAAGGCACCAUUUGGCUCCGUCUCUUUUUAGUCAUACAAAAUGUCAUCGAUUUAAGGGACAGUGUUUUUGUUUCAAGGACUGACUCAUCUGUUAGUAACUCCUGAGUAAACAUAAACCAGCUUCUCUCAAUGCAUUGACGCCCUGAGACUAAAUCAUAAAUAUGAUCUGGAAUUCUUGUUGCAGAUGCAUAAUCAAUGAAAACAUCUUUCUUCCUUCAUGAUCUGGAUGCAUGCUGUCAUAAAUGGUGAUUAAAGUACAUGCUUACCCUGCUGAACAGGCGAGCUCUGUCUUUUAGCAGUAGCGAAUAUGUGCUCCUAACCUGGAGUUGGAUAACUGUGUAGUCAUUAGACUAAAAGCAUUGCCGCAGGUGUCCGAAAGGAGUGUGCCACCUUUUUUUGGAGUAAGCUACAGUGACAUGCCUGAUCACCCCUCGGCACAACAUGUCCCCAUUGCUAACUCAGGGUAAAGGGAACUAAGGAUGGGGCGGAUUUGCAGAUCAAAAAUACGUCAGCUCCUACUGAGGGGAAAGUGUAAUUAUCGAUGCCUGCGGCAGAUCUUUACAGUGCGACCAAGUGACCCGGCUCUUUUGACAAAGUGUUAGUGUGUGAGCGCUGUCAGAUUCAGGUCCUGCACACAUUCCUCCUGUUGACACAAAAGCUUACGCCCUGCUGAGAGAGUGUCCCAAGUGGGUAAAAGCACAUUUGAAUGUGUUUUUAGUCAUCAUCUCUGUGGGCACUUGCCAUGAAAUCUGAGUCUCAACAGGAAUGGUCUCACAAAUGAACAGCUCAGGAUUUGCUGUGCAGUAACACACAAGCACAUGCUACUGUUUAAAAAUGGUCAACUUCCACCAGUACUUGUAAAAAAAAUGGACUUUUUAUUUGUUUGUUUGUUUGUUUGUUUGUUUGUUUGUUUGUUUGUUUGUUUGUUUGUUUGUUUUGUAUCGGCGGUCCGUGGUGGCCAUGUCAGACAAGGCUUGGCAGUUCAAAGCUGUUCUCUCACAUCUGAUCUUUGUAAUGCCUGGUGUUAUUUCUCAAAGGCUCUGAGAACAGAAAUGUCCAAAAGAUGGAUUGGGAAGUGUGCAAUUGUUGCCUUUUAUGCUGCAGUUUGCUUGUAGGUAAAUAUCUUCUGUUGUAGCUGCGUUGUUUAUUUCAGACUGAUUGGUGUCUUUUUAGUUGUAAAAACUGCAAGUGAUUAACAGCACAACUGCAAAUCGAAAUUUAACCAGACGUGCAAAAUUAACUGUUCUUUAGAAGCAACAGAUGCUAAAUAAUACUACUGCUAAACUACUGCUAGGAAUCUGGACUUGAUUGAAGUCUCUGCCUUUGUAGGGCCAGAGGAGUCUGUAAUGUAAUGUACUUCAGACACUGCCGUUAACUUUGAUGAAAGAAGUUAGUUUCAAGCAUCCUCUUAUGUGGUUACAUCAUUUUUGUAUCUGUUAUAUACUGUAAAAUGAAGAUGGCAUUGGUGUGUGAAAAGCUGUAGCUUUCCGACUUGGCCUUCCAAGGCCAGUCUUUCAGAAUAUCUGAGCCAAAUGUCCCACAGCGGUGAAUCAUACAAUACUUGUGUAAAGGAGUGAACACACAAGAGUCCUUGGAAGGCAUGUCAUACAGUAACUGAGAGAUUUGUAUUCAGACAUUUGCACCCACAAGGUUGACUGCUUAUUUAUUAGAGGAAAAAGUGAGAUGGUUUUAAUGAUGAAUGGAUAAAAAGAUAAAGGUUUUGCUUUUCUGCCCCAGUUACUGGCAGAGAAUGUUUCUUUACAAUAUAGAGCAUAAACAGUUUUUUUUUGCUCUUUCACAUUUGAUUCCAGGGACAUGUGUUGUGUUCAGAAGUGCCAUAAUGAAAAGCUUUGAUAUGUGUUAGUGCUUGCAUAAAAUAUCUGUUGCAUAACACAGAUAUCGAUUGCAGCUCUCAACAAUAGUGUGAAACUGUCUGUUACUGUUCCAUGCAAUAUUAUGCAUGACAGUAGUUCAGAUAAUAUCUCAAUUCAUGCAAGACACACCUUUUUUAAUUAAGUACUUCCAAACCAUUCUGCUCUUUUGAACAUUUUUCUAACUGUUUGUAUGGCAUAAUUUUAAAUACCAUAAUAAAAACCCUUUAUAGUCUUUAUAGUCUGUUGCUUGUUUGAAACCUAUGGUUAAUUACUGUUUGUACCAAUUAAAAUGUACUAUUAGGGUUCAGCUACACACAAAAUUCCAUUAUAAAUUUUGAUGUGUUUGGCACACUACACAUAAUGGACAUUAAGAGUUUGUUUCUUUUUGAGAAUUUAUAAAUUCUUAAAAAGAGAAUUAAAAAAAAAUUAUUCCUUUUUCUUGGGAUCAAUGUGUAUUUUUACCAUUAUGAAUAUCUCGGUGUCAGAAAUCCUGCAAAGACUUAUUUGUGCGUGAUAAAGAAAAUGUCAGCGUGUCCCAUGAAAGCCAGACCGGACGUUGGUCUGUCCAAAAUGAAUCGAGUGAUUUGUAACAUAGAAGAAUGCUUUCCACUUGUAAGACUGUUAAAAUUAUACCACUUUGUUGACUCACAUCAGAAUUGGUCACUUUUUCUGAAGGUUUUAAAGAGCUUUACAAGCUCAGGGUGUACCACUGUUGGGAUGUCUCCUGUUGCCUCUGUGACAAUCCCUAAACACUAUUCUCCAGCAACGAAUAAAACAUUGGUUUAGAGAGAGAAAUAAUAAUACAUUUUUUUAUCAAAGUAAUGUUUAAAAUAUUGUUUUGUUACAAAAGCCAAAUGUCUAGAUGGACAUGGUCUAGGAUAUCUAUUGUUGUGUUCAGUCUUAUUUGAAGUGGAAAGAUUCUCCAUUCAAUUACAUUAUAAUUUGCUGUGCUACUCACCUGACUUUUCAUGCAAACUGAUGCCUCAGGUUUAAUGUGCUUACUGUAUGUGUUUUUUCACAGAGACACCCAUAAUUGGAGAUUUGUGAUAUCGCUUCUACUGAAAAGCAUACUGUAGCUUUCUAGAAAGUUCAUCAUUCAGCUGUGAAAAAUAAUUUGGGAAGAGCAGGGACUCUUAGCCUUUGAAGUUAUAUUCGGCACUUUUAUAAGUGAUAUUUCUUUGAGGUUUUGGUCAAGCCUUUCUAGUGCCAAACAUUAUUCUAAUGCACAGUUUAGUGUAUUAUUGUUUAUUAGUUGCUGGGUUUUGUAUUUUUCAUUGUUGGCAGUGAAUGCCUUAUUCUCAACAAACAGGGUGUUUGUUUUCUGGUGUGAACUUGAAUCAUUAUAAACAAACUGCAUUUGGAAUGCUGUGUGGACUGUAAAUAUAAUAUAUGACAAUAUUACAAUGUGAAGAUGUUAAGUAUCUUUUUUAAGUAUCUGCUGUAUUAAUACAAUUUGGAAUUAGUGUGUUUGCAUAAUUUUUCCUGUGUUUUUGUUUCGGGUUAUGUGCAAUCACUAACUGAAAUGGAGAUAUCCUUUAAAAAAUAAAAGUUGCCAAACACA